Messenger RNA from Emericellopsis cladophorae, 423 nucleotides. RefSeq names its product Ubiquitin-conjugating enzyme E2 2. Gene Ontology annotation, biological process: protein polyubiquitination; DNA repair; proteasome-mediated ubiquitin-dependent protein catabolic process. The transcript has 3 exons. Lineage: Eukaryota; Fungi; Ascomycota; Sordariomycetes; Hypocreales; Bionectriaceae. Gene Ontology annotation, cellular component: HULC complex. Gene Ontology annotation, molecular function: ubiquitin conjugating enzyme activity. The record is from RefSeq and is a predicted model, not a curated record. Bases 1 to 423 code for a protein of 140 amino acids.
AUGUUCCAGCGCAUGCAAACUGAUCCUCCUGCUGGUGUCUCGGCCUCGCCUGUUUCCGACAAUGUCAUGACAUGGAACGCAGUCAUCAUCGGUCCUGCCGACACACCUUUCGAAGAUGGAACAUUUCGCCUCGUGAUGCAAUUCGAGGAGCAAUAUCCGAACAAACCACCGCAAGUCAAGUUCAUCAGCCAGAUGUUCCACCCAAACGUGUACUCAUCGGGCGAACUCUGUCUUGAUAUCCUCCAAAACAGAUGGAGUCCGACGUACGAUGUUGCUGCGGUGCUCACGAGCAUUCAAAGUCUCCUCAACGACCCCAAUACUGGAUCACCAGCCAACGUCGAAGCGUCGAACUUGUACAAAGACAAUCGCAAAGAAUACACGAAGCGGGUGAAGGAGACCGUGGAGAAGAGCUGGGAAGACUGA